Messenger RNA from Opisthorchis viverrini, 2580 nucleotides. RefSeq lists its product as hypothetical. The transcript has 6 exons. Gene Ontology annotation, molecular function: dihydroorotate dehydrogenase activity. The record is from RefSeq and is a predicted model, not a curated record. The annotation marks the transcript as partial. Gene Ontology annotation, biological process: 'de novo' pyrimidine nucleobase biosynthetic process; pyrimidine ribonucleotide biosynthetic process. NCBI's taxonomy places the organism in Eukaryota, Metazoa, Platyhelminthes, Trematoda, Opisthorchiida, Opisthorchiidae. Gene Ontology annotation, cellular component: cytoplasm; mitochondrial inner membrane.
UUAUGGCUAUGCGGAAGGCAGCUCCAGUCGGGAAGUAACUAUUUCACUGUCUACCACCAAGAGAUCAGGUGGGGCCUACGUCAGACCGCUCGUGGAGUACGCCAACCAAGUUGUCUACUCAGGACGUACGAAAGACGUCACCCUCAUUGAGCGUGUCCAGCGGGCCACCACGAGAAUGGUUGCCGGCCUCAAAUCCGUGGACUACGAAACGCGUCUCGCGAUGCUUGAUCUCUUUCCCCUGGAGUACCGUCGCCUCCGAGGGGACCUAAUUCUUACUUACGCCCUGUUUGAACAAAGCUUGGCAAACAGGUUUUUUACCGUUGACCCAGCAAACACCCGGCGGGGACAUAGCUUCGUGUCCAAUUCGAUGAGCAGUCGACUUCGUUCAACAGCUAUGGUUUUGGGUCUUGGACUCGGAAUGUUCACCGCUCAGGGUAUCUGUUCGGGAAACGAACGAUUUUAUAGAGAACUUCUGAUGCCCGCCUUACACAGGGUGAUCCCAGAUGGAGAAACAGCGCAUUUUAUGGCUGUGAAGGCCUUGCGCUAUGGAUUUGGCCCACAUCGACGGGAUGUAGCUGUUCCAUCCCUCCGCUGCAAUGUCUUUGGUCUGGAUUUUGAUCACCCUGUUGGUGUUGCAGCUGGAUUCGACAAAAACGGUGAAGCUAUUAUUGGCUUGUUGGACGCAGGCUUCUCCCAUGUGGAAGUUGGCACAGUCACACCGAAACCCCAGCCUGGAAAUCCUCGCCCGCGCGUUUUCCGGUGGCCGGAACGAGAGGCAGUCAUUAACAGGUAUGGUUUCAAUAGUGAGGGACAUGAUGCCGUAUAUGAACGUCUCAAAGACCGGGUUUGGCAAGGUCGAGGCGUUGUCGGAGUGAAUUUGGGUUGUAACAAGCAAUCACCAGACCCUGUCGCUGAUUUUGUCGCUGGAGUGAAAAGGUUUGGAGAAGUUGCUGAUUACUUGGUCAUCAAUGUAUCCAGUCCAAACACACCGGGACUCCGCUCCAUGCAAAAUAAACAAAAAUUGAAGGAAUUGCUUGGUCAGGUUCUCACUGCUCGGUCAAAGCUCACCAAACGGACUCCAAUUCUCUUAAAAAUCUCACCCGAUGAGAGUGACGAAUCGCUCAAGGAUAUCGUAGAAACGGCCAUGAAUCCAAUGACCAAAGUAGAUGGCUUGAUUGUUUCCAAUACAAGUUUGGCCUCUUAUGACGAAGCACUCGCCUGCCACGCUGCUCCCCCACCGGAUGAACUAGACACACCUUCAGAUGGGAUAGUUUGGGGCGGUCUAAGUGGUCGUCCCCUAUUCGACCGGUCAACUGUCUGUCUCACCAAAGUGGCUGCGUUAACAAAAGGUCAACUCCCUUUGGUCGGCGUCGGUGGUAUAUUUGAUGGAGAAGAUGCUGCGAAGAAGUUGUCAGCUGGAGCAUCGCUGGUGCAACUGUACACGGGUCUGAUCUAUCAAGGACCGCCGGUCGUCCGUCGCGUGACUCGAGAGCUGGAGGAACUUGUAACAAAUGGGGAUAAACGACAACAAUCCGGAUGACAUUUCCUUAUCCACGUAUUCUCUUUGACUUUUGUUACAAUUGAAUAUUUUCAAGCAUCAUUUGGCUUUUGCAAACUGGCAAGCUCCAUGUCAUCCGCCAAUGGGGCUGGUUUGAGUCCAUCUACGGAAAGUCUGCGAAACUGUCAAUGCUUCACCUAGUGGAGAGUAAACCAACUGUGCUGUGGCUUUAACUGCAUCCAAAGAUUAGUCGUGCGGCGGGUUUUUUAACCUCUACUUUGAAGGGGAAAAUGAUUCAGGACGUACGCAUUAUGGUUGAAUAGACAGAUUACUGAUGGUUGAUUGGAUGGUCGUUGAUCUGUUCACCAAGCUUGGCAAUUGGCUUGCAUACGUUUCGUCCCCAGUCGAGGAGACGUUUUGAGUGCGCACUCAACAAGACUUGUGAUGAAUACGCUUCUCUGGGGAUAAAAGUUGAGACAUACUGUUUGUUCCUCCAUAUAAACCUAUACCGCCUUUCCUUCGAACCUACUGAUACGUCCUAUCUCUUCCCCUAACCCCAGUGUGUUCUGUACUUUAUUUGUGACUUCGUGGAAAUUUCAUUAAUCUUGGUAUCUGUUCAGUGCAGUGUAGCUUGAACACACGCGACGUUGUCAAAUAGACAAAGAUAAACCUACCGUCUUGGGGCCACAUAUUUAUCUUGUACUCUGUAUUCUGUUGUUGACGUUGGCCGCGUCGUAAUCCGAUAGAUCAAAGAUGUUCCGCUUCAUCAAUCUGCUGGAUUUUGGAAAGCCAAACUUCAAAAUAUCGGUUUCGAAAGCUUUGAAUAUGAAUGUUAAAGAACCAAAUAACUCCCUUCGCCGCAACGAAAGCUACAUGAUCAACCGAAUAAUAUUGGUUGCAGACAUGUUUUCAACUCAGGCCUGGAGUGAUUUCAGCCUUUGGUCUUGCUCCCUCUCUCUGUCGCGACCGUCUAUUUCAUGGCGCUUGUCUACGUUUCAGGCAACCUAGUUUUUCGAAUUUCAAUGCCCUUUUGUAUCCGAUUGUUUUGAUGCGAUUGUUACUAAUAGUAGAAUCGACCACCC